Postia placenta MAD-698-R-SB12 is the source of this 297-nucleotide messenger RNA. RefSeq lists its product as hypothetical. Bases 1 to 297 code for a protein of 98 amino acids. The transcript has a single exon. NCBI's taxonomy places the organism in Eukaryota, Fungi, Basidiomycota, Agaricomycetes, Polyporales, Adustoporiaceae. The record is from RefSeq and is a predicted model, not a curated record.
AUGGACCGGACCCCUGCUAACAGCCCUAGAGGGAUGAUGGCAGGGGCCCGGUCCAGGACGACAUGCUACACAUAUCAGUCACUUCUUCGUGAUAACACACGAGUAGACACGAUAUCCAGCCCCAGAGGUAUCAUGGCUCAAGUCACAACACACCCUAUGGCUCACCAAGAAGCAUGCAUACACAAGGUGCACACGCGAGAUGCGAUAGAGUUGAUAUCUGGAUGGAAUAUCCAGGCCUAUGCGCUCCUACUCCUAGCAGCUGAGGUCUUGACCACCCCUCUGGAAUCGUCGGGGUAG